AUGAGAAACGUUUGCAUAUUAAUAAUACCAUUUUUGCUGACCAUGUGUUUGGCUGAAUCCUACAGCGCUUUGACAGCAUUUGGAUCAUCAUCAACACAAAAUCAGCAACAAAAUUCAGAUAAACAUGGUUCAAGGCGAACAAGAGAGUGUAAAACAGAUGAAGAAUGUGCCGCAAUUCAGAAUACGUCGUGUAUGAGCGACCCUAGAGAUUACAAGAUGAGGUGCCUUUGCCGAGAUAGUUCAGCUCCGAUCAAUGGAGCCUGUCCAAAUCGCCCUAAAGCUGUAGGGUCACCAUGUAAAAUGGACAGUGAAUGUGUAGAUGGCUCAGAAUGUAAAACAAUGAACAUAACGAUAAGUUCUUUCAAAACUUGCCAAUGCAGAGAAGGAUAUAUGAGUAGAGAUGGAUACUGCAGUAUACCAUCCACAUUCACUAUUUUAAUUAUCACACUGGCACAUUUAAUAGCUAAAAGUUUGGGUAUAGGUUUUUAA
Molecule: messenger RNA, 489 nt
Organism: Pediculus humanus corporis (human body louse)
Lineage: Eukaryota; Metazoa; Arthropoda; Insecta; Psocodea; Pediculidae
Exons: 4
Coding region: 1-489 (162 amino acids)
Source: RefSeq, a predicted model, not a curated record